This is a messenger RNA of Lotus japonicus, 2996 nucleotides long. RefSeq names its product protein LYK5-like. The coding region runs from base 166 to 2166 and encodes 666 amino acids. The record is from RefSeq and is a predicted model, not a curated record. The transcript has a single exon. NCBI's taxonomy places the organism in Eukaryota, Viridiplantae, Streptophyta, Magnoliopsida, Fabales, Fabaceae. Gene Ontology annotation, molecular function: protein kinase activity; ATP binding. Gene Ontology annotation, biological process: protein phosphorylation.
AAAUUCCAACCCUUCUUAGACGCUUUCAUUGAAUUUCAUUGACACAAACACACCCAACCAGAAAGUGUUGAAUUAUAAAUUAAGCACUUCAUCCAAUUCAAACCUCUAGUGUAGCAAGCACUUUCCACCCACAAAACCAACCUCCUUCAUUUCCUUCAUCACAAGAUGCUGUUGUUUACCUCAUCUAGUUCCAAUAGCAUUACCACCAUCACUAUGUUAUUGUUGGUGAUGAUAAUUUCAUUUUCACACAUGAUCCCAUCAACACAAGCACAACAAGAGUAUGUGAACAACAAGCAACUAGAUUGUGAUACUCAAUACAACACCACAUAUGGCAACGUUUGCAAUAGUGUCACUUCAUGCCAAUCCUACCUCACCUUCAAAUCAUCAUCCCCUGAAUACAACACACCUUCUUCAAUCUCCUACCUCCUCAACUCCACACCCUCCCUCGUCGCUAAAUCCAACAACAUCACCGACGUCACCCCCAUCAUCACCGACACCAUGGUCACCGUCCCCGUCACCUGCUCCUGCUCCGGCGGCCGCUACCAACACAACGCCACCUACAACUUGAAGAAAACAGGGGAGACUUACUUCUCCAUCGCCAACAACACCUACCAGUCCCUCACUACUUGUCAAGCCCUCAUGGCUCAGAACCCCUACGAUGCUAAGAACCUCUUCGCCGGUGAUGACCUCCAUGUGCCUCUCCGGUGCGCUUGCCCCACCAAGAAACAGAGUGAUGCAGGGUUCAAGUACCUGCUCACCUACCUGGUUUCUCAAGGGGAGUCGCCAGAUUCCAUUGCUGAGAUCUUUGGUGUUGAUACACAGAGUGUUUUGGAUGCCAACGAGCUUGAUUCUAAAUCCGUCGUUUUCUACUUCACACCGCUGUUGGUUCCUCUUAAAACAGAGCCACCGGCGAGGUUACAGAUAGCAGCGUCGCCGCCGGAGUCUCCACCGCCAGCUCCGGCGGGUAAUGAUAGUUCCAGCUCUUCCAAGAAAUGGGUCAUCGUCGGUGUCACGGUUGGGGUUGCUGUGUGCCUCGUUGUGGCUCUUCUCGUGUUUUUCCUCUGUUUCUACAAUCGUCGCCGCCGUCAGCCGGCGCCGCCACCGGUAUCGGUUAAGGAUUUCCCGGACUCUGCCGUCAAGAUGGUGUCGGAAACCACCCCCACAACCGAAUCCUGGUCACUUUCUUCAGAAGGGGUUCGCUAUGCGAUUGAGUCGUUGACCGCGUACAAGUUCGGGGACAUACAAACCGCUACAAAGUUCUUCAGCGAAGAGAACAAGAUCAAAGGGUCUGUUUACAGAGCUUCUUUCAAAGGUGAUGAUGCUGCUGUGAAGAUUCUCAAUGGUGAUGUCUCUGCUGAGAUCAACCUUCUCAAGAGGAUCAACCAUGCCAACAUUAUAAGGCUAUCUGGUUUUUGUGUGCACAAAGGUAACACCUAUCUUGUUUAUGAGUUUGCUGAGAAUGAUUCUCUUGAUGAUUGGCUUCAUAGUGACAAGAAGUAUCAGAAUUCAGUGUCUUUAAGUUGGAUGCAGAGGGUUCAGAUUGCUUAUGAUGUAGCUGAUGCUCUCAAUUACCUUCAUAACUAUACCAACCCUAUUCACAUUCACAAGAAUUUGAAAAGUGGUAAUGUUCUUUUGGAUGGGAAAUUCAGAGCUAAAGUUUCAAAUUUCGGGUUAGCUAGGGUCAUGGAGGAUCAAGGAGAGGAUGGGGGGUUCCAAAUGACAAGGCAUGUGGUGGGGACUCAAGGUUACAUGCCACCUGAGUACAUUGAGAGUGGUUUGAUUACUCCAAAGAUGGAUGUUUUUGCAUUUGGAGUUGUGAUGUUGGAGCUUCUUUCAGGAAGAGAAGCCACAAGUAGUGGGGAAAAGAAUGGAUUAGGGGAGAACAAGAUGCUGUCAGAAACUGUGAAUCAUGUGCUUGAAGGAGACAAUGUUAGGGACAAGCUUCGAGGUUUCAUGGAUCCAACUUUGAGGGAUGAGUACCCUUUGGAUUUGGCUUACUCCAUGGCUGAGAUUGCCAAACGAUGUGUUGCCCAUGACCUCAAUUCAAGACCAAACAUUUCUGAGGUUCUCAUGACUCUGUCUAAGGUUCAAUCCACUACACUGGAUUGGGAUCCAUCUGAUGAACUCGAACGGUCCAGAUCUGUUAGCCAAAUUUCUGAAAGCUGAUAGUUGAUGCAUAUAAUAUGAUGUUUGGAAAUCAUCUUACAAUUGAUUCUGAAGCCAUAAUAAAUUCUGUGAAUAAGCUUCUGUAGAGAAGAUUCUGUAAUUCAUAAUUGAUUCUGAUGAAAAAUACGUUGAUCCUUUCAUGCUAUAUUCCUCUCAAGAAUUUUAGCAUUAUGGUAUUGGCCAAUUGCUUCAUCCCCAGGUCUCAUUUGGAGGAUUUUGUUGGCCUCUUUUGUGUCAUUACAUAACUUGCAUUGCUGGUUCAUGGACUAGAACUAUUGGAUCCACUGCUGCUGAAUUCUUGUGGUUACAGCAACUUCUUAAGGAGCUACAAUUUUCAUUACCUAAAGUUCCAUGUAUUUUUUCAAAUAACAUCAAUGCUACUUAUGUGUGCUUAAAUCUUGUCUUUCAUUCUCAUAUGAAACAUGUUGCAAUUGACUGUCAUUUUGUACAUGAUCUUGUUGCUCAAACAGAAUUUCAAAUUGCUCAUGUUCCAUCUAGUCAUCAAUUGGCGGAUUUGCUCACAGAAACCACUUUCUGGACCAAGCCACAAUUUUCUAAAGAACAAGAAAAUUGGUGUUCUCUCUGCCUCCACCAUCUUGAGUGGGCAUAUUGGAGUACUGACUUAGUCUAAGAUGUUGAUGUCUCCUUUAAUUUUCUAUUGUUUAUCUGUCAUAACAAAUAGCAAGAUUCUUAGAUACUCUUAUAGGAUAUAGUUUAGUUAUAUUUGAAUUUGAUUGUGCAACAAACUGGUAUGUUGUUGCUGUCAUGUGUGUAUAUAUGUUACCUCUGCUCUAUUGUUAAUUAAUGAAAGAUAUACCAGAUUCAUUUAA